Messenger RNA from Zygosaccharomyces rouxii, 1917 nucleotides. RefSeq names its product putative hydrolase. The record is from RefSeq and is a predicted model, not a curated record. Bases 1 to 1917 code for a protein of 638 amino acids. Gene Ontology annotation, molecular function: monoacylglycerol lipase activity. The transcript has a single exon. NCBI's taxonomy places the organism in Eukaryota, Fungi, Ascomycota, Saccharomycetes, Saccharomycetales, Saccharomycetaceae.
AUGUCCUCAGAUUUACUUCUGUAUACAGAUAGACAAGAAGUGGGUAUAGGUGACGUCUAUAGGUACCGUUUUACAGUUGAUGUAAGCCAGUUACCGCCUGGAACGCAGGAAUUGUACCUUAGGAUUAAGAAUGUAGAAAGUCCACUACUGAGACCCUUUUAUAUGUCAGGACCGUAUUCGUUUUACGUGGACGUUAGGCCUUGUAAGUAUGAUGAGGAUAAAGAAUGGGAGGAAACAAUGCAAUACUGUUGCGAUUUGAGACCUGAUGAAUAUUUUCAUGCCAAGUUUUUGAUUAAUGAGAAUUCCUUGUUGGAAGGCUCUAGACAUUCAUGGACAGUGGAUAUCCUCUCUCAGAUUUGUGUCACAGCGGGUCCCAGGGUUAAAUACAAGCUAAAAUUGGGUACUACGAGGAAAUCUACGAAACAGCGUGAGCCCAAGACAUUGGAAUCCUGUAUCGAUGUGCAGACAUGGGAUACUUUGCAAUUGUGGGAUAUUCCACCGAAAGAUUCCGAGAAACCAGUGCAUCUGGUUAUAAUGACACAUGGGAUUUUCUCGAAUGUUGGUUGUGAUAUGUUAUACAUGAAGGAAAGAAUUGAGAAGGCGGCUUUAAAUUCUGAUGAUGAUGCAUGUAAUAUAGUGGUUCGUGGAUGUAUGGAUAAUAUGGGGAAGUCUUCCCAUGGUAUUAGGUUUUUAGGCGUUAGACUUGGGAAAUAUGUGUUAAGGAUUUAUGAUGAAUUGAGUGAAAAAUAUAAUGUGGAUAAAAUUUCUUUUGUGGGCCAUUCACUUGGUGGGCCUACGCAGACUAUGGCAAUUCACUACAUUGUGUUAGAAAGACCAGAUUUUUUUGAAAAUGUACAACCGGUCAACUUUAUUGCCCUUGCAAGUCCAUUUUUAGGUGUUGCAAAUGAUAUGCCAUUAUUUGUUUCCCUUGGGCUUACAAUUGGUACUUUUGGUCUUACUGGUAGAGAUCUUACUUUAAAGCAUACGCCAUUGACUUCAACGGAGGGUUUUGCUACGAUGGAUUCUGAUGGUAAAAAACGAUCUUUACGUAGGCCAAUUAUGGAACUCCUACCGUUGUCGCCUGCCCAAGAAAUUUUACAGAAAUUUCAAAAUAGAACUCUUUAUGCCAGUGUUUUGCAUGAUGGUAUAGUACCGUUGAGGACCGCGGCUCUUCUAUACUUGGAUUGGCGUAGUUUGGCAAAAGUGGGACAAUUAAGACAUGAACAGCAAAAAUCGAAUCGUGAUGAUAAGGAGAACGACGAUACUCCAGUUGACACACCUGGUGCCUCACCUCCAACAGAGCCAUCUUCAAAUACAACUUUUAUGUCCAAUUCUAAUGGCGUUACUGGGAUUAUACCAGAGGCCCCUCUUGAUAAAACAGCAACCGCUCAAUUCUUUAUGCCUCAUAAAAUGGUGAAAUACAGAAAAUAUGCAAGAGCUCAAGUUACUGAUUCCAAAAAUCCUGAUGGAUCUAGUGAAAGCGAUGAUCAAGAAUUCACAUCACCAAGUAAAAUCAAUCAGGAGGAGGCAAAGUUCAAUCCACCGCGUGAGGCAUCUACCAUAUUGGCUGCACUUUCCGUUAUAACUUCACCUCUGCCGACCCAAGAAUAUAUCAAAUAUCCUAAUACGAGAACUGAUUCCAUUGUUCAUGAUAGAUUGUAUCAUCCAAGUGAAUUACCGCCACCUCAUUAUGAAUCAAGGCCCUUUUACAAGAAGAUAAUAUACCCAAAUGAAUCUAAUAAUAAAUUGCAAGAAGAGAUCGCCAUAUCAUGGCAAAAAUCAAUGACUUGGAGAAAAGUUCUGGUUGAUUUAAAACCUGAUGCUCAUAAUAAUAUUGUCGUUCGCCGUCGAUUCGUUAACUUAUUCGGUAACGUUGCUGUGCGUCAUAUGGCGGAAACUCAUUUCGGUGGUAAGUAA